AUGGCGUGGGAAAACAGGACCACAGUGACUGAGUUUGUCCUCCUCGGCCUCUCCCCAUCUUGGGAAGCCCACCUCCUCUUGUUUGUGUUCUUCUUCUUCCUCUAUGUGGCCACCCUCUUCAUCAACCUUCUUAUCAUCUUGGCAAUUUCCCAGGACCGCCAUUUUCUCAGUUCACCCAUGUUCUUUCUUCUGGGCCACAUGGCUUUUCUGGACCUCUGCAUGUCCUCCUUUGCCAUCCCCUGGGCUCUCUUUGAUUUCCUUGUCCAGGACCAUCAGACCAUCUCCUUCCAGGGCUGCAUGGCACAGAUCUUCUUCCUCCACCUGUUUGGAGGCAGUGAGAUGCUCCUACUCAUGGCUAUGGCUUACGACCGAUAUGUGGCCAUCUGCCAUCCUCUCCGCUAUGCCUCCCUCAUGAGUCAAUGCCAUUGUGUGGGACUUGUGCUAGGCUCCUGGGCCGGUGGGCUCCUCCAUACAAGUGUGCAAUUGGCCUUCACCAUUAAUGUCCCCUUCUGUGGGCCCAACCACCUGGACAGCUUCUUCUGUGACAUCCCCUUGAUCAUCAAGUUGGCCUGUGUUGACAACUAUUCCCUAGAGAUCAUGAUGGUGACCAACAGUGGUAUCAUCUCACUGGUUGGGUUUGUCGCUUUGCUCAUCUCGUACGGACUCAUUCUCUCAGCCAUCUGUUCCAGGCCUCCCUCUGAAGGGACAUCCAAGGCCAUCUCCACCUGCACCUCUCACCUCACAGUGGUCACCAUGUACUUUGGACCCUGCAUCUUUAUUUACUUGCGUCCAUACGCCAGGUUCACGAUUGAUAAAGCAGUCUCAGUCUUCUCCAUCACUGUCACCCCCUUGCUAAACCCAGUUGUCUAUACUCUGAAGAGCAAAGAGAUGAAAUCUGCCAUGAGGACGUUGCUGGCCAGAU
Molecule: messenger RNA, 922 nt
Organism: Gekko japonicus
Lineage: Eukaryota; Metazoa; Chordata; Lepidosauria; Squamata; Gekkonidae
Product: olfactory receptor 4K3-like
Exons: 1
Biological process (GO): G protein-coupled receptor signaling pathway
Cellular component (GO): membrane
Molecular function (GO): olfactory receptor activity; G protein-coupled receptor activity
Source: RefSeq, a predicted model, not a curated record